UAGGCAUUAGAUCAGCAAUAUAACUUGGCAUGUUCGUUUAAAAUGUAUAUAUUGCGUUGCUGUUUAUUGAUAUACGCACUUUAUUAACCUGAUCAGUUUAGGAGACAUUUUACUAAUACCACGAGAAUGGAUAAGGCAUUUUAUUUCUACCAUGUCACCUCUAAAGCAAUCAGAACUAGACUUACAACAACAAAGGCACUGGUUCCACAGAUCCACAGCCCAAGGUCUGAGUGGAUGUGGCUCUUGGACUCAAAGUACAAGAAUAAGAUUCCUAAGGGGGUCUGGUUCUGCUCCACACUUUACAACGGUGGCCUGCCAACCAUCUCCCCGUAUGGUACAGAGCGAGUCAGGAUGCCCAUUGAAAAGGUUUUGGGCCAACUUGGUGGAGGUUUUAGCCUAUAUCAUGCCAGGGACGCUCAGGUGCAAGCAAACACUUAUGUCCGACUCAUGGUAGUAAAGGAUGGAGAUGACUUUGAUUGUUUAGAAUACAUGGAAAAAAUUAAUCCCAGAAAAAAUGACUGGCUGCAGCUUGUUUCAAAUUCGGAGUUUAAAGUUGCCAAACGACCAAAAUGGGUGGAAAUAUAUUAUCCCUAUGAAGUUGAUAUUACAGACGGCGAAUGGGAUAGUUUGGACUAGUCACCGACAAUACAUGUUGGAUGACGUCAUAACAUUUCUAAGCAGACGACAGCAAUAUUGACGACGACAACGAUGACGAUGAUGGCGACGACGAGAAUUGGAUAUCCUUUUAAUGAAACACUAAGAGCCUCUGUUAUCUUAUAUCUACCCACACGUAUAUGUAUUUUAACAAUUGAUAUGUAAAUAUGUCAGAUAUGUGUAACCUCUUGUGUAGAUAUGCAUUCAACUUGAAACAUGAACUAUUCAUACAGACAAAAUGGUGUUUUUAUCUUAACGAUACAAAUACGAUUUUUUCUGAAAGCUAUGAUAAAUUACAUUCCUACUUUCGUUAUUUGUUAUUUAUUGUUAACCCGAAUGUACCUAAUUAAAAACGAUUAUUUCAACAAGACUGCAUUGUACACGCUAAAUUUUAAUUGUAUAUCCAUAUAUAUUUAAAAUAAAAUAUUCA
This is a messenger RNA of Mizuhopecten yessoensis (Yesso scallop), 1084 nucleotides long. RefSeq lists its product as uncharacterized. Lineage: Eukaryota; Metazoa; Mollusca; Bivalvia; Pectinida; Pectinidae. The record is from RefSeq and is a predicted model, not a curated record. The transcript has 2 exons. Bases 127 to 636 code for a protein of 169 amino acids.